AUGUCGAUGCAAGACACAGUUCAGAAGGUGCUUGAUGCGGCUACGGCCGACAUUACCCAGCCCAAUGCCGUGCCUGGUGCGGUGAUGUACAUCGCGGACAAGACGGGCAAGCAGGUGGCUUGGGCUGCGGCGGGUGUCAAGCAGGCCGGCAAGCCGGACCCCAUGACGCCCGACUCGGUCUUUUGGGUGGCAAGCUGCACCAAGCUCAUCACCGCCAUCGCCUGUCUCCAACUCGUCGAGCAGGGUAAACUCAACCUGCAGGACGACGUGACCAAGUACCUUCCCGAGAUGGCGGAAGUGAAGAUGAUCGAUGGAUCCAAGCCCAAGCGCGUGCCUACGGUGUGGAACUGUCUGACGCACACGUGCGGGUUGGGCUACUCCUUCUUCAACCCCGCACUCAAAGCGCUCGAAGACAAGAAAGGCCGCAAGGUGAUUGAUGCCUUUGAUGCGUCCAAGGAGAGCAUCAUGGGACCUUACGUUACCGAGCCUGGAUCCGAAUGGGAGUACGGAAUGGGAAUCGACUGGGCGGGUCAAGUUGUCGAAAGAGUCUCCGGUCUGUCGCUCAACGACUACUUUCAAAAGCACAUCUUUGCGCCUCUUGGCAUCAAGAACGCCAGCUUCCUUCCCAAGACAGCUGGUCUGGCCGACAAGCUCGUCGGCUCGCACUACCGCAACCCAGAGGGGAUCAUCUCGCCCAACGAACACUGGCUCAAGCAGGAAGAGUCCAAGAUCGAGGUGCACUAUGGCGGCGCUGGACUCUGGGCCAACGCUGCCGAGUACUGCCAGAUUUUGGUGGCUCUCCUCAACCGUGGCACCCAUCCAAAGACUGGCGGCAAGAUCCUCAACCCUGAAAGCGUCGAGGAGCUCAUCAAGCCGCAGCUGGACGAGAAACUCGCAGCCGACAUGGACCGCGAGUUUCCCAACACCGACCCCACGCUUACCAACUAUUUCGAGGGAUGCACGGUCAAAGGCGUGCCCAAGAACUGGGCGCUUGGCGGAAUGCGCCUGACAGUCGAACACCCCAUGUUCAAGUAUAGCGACAAGUCUCUUUUCUGGUGCGGCAUUCAAAACAGCUACUGGUGGGCCGACUUCAAGGACGGAACGUGCGGCAUGAUCCAGUCGCAGAUCGGACCUUUCCUCGACAUGGGCACCCUCGGCAUCCUCGCCCAGAUCCAGCCCCAGGUUCACGCUGCCUACGCCAAGUAA
This is a messenger RNA of Moesziomyces aphidis, 1206 nucleotides long. The record is from the annotation of a GenBank genome assembly. Lineage: Eukaryota; Fungi; Basidiomycota; Ustilaginomycetes; Ustilaginales; Ustilaginaceae.